This is a messenger RNA of Thelazia callipaeda (thelaziosis nematode), 384 nucleotides long. The record is from the annotation of a GenBank genome assembly. Lineage: Eukaryota; Metazoa; Nematoda; Chromadorea; Rhabditida; Thelaziidae.
AUGGCUCAAUCAGUUCCUCCGGGUGACAUUCACACGCAACCAAACUCGAAGAUCGUAUUUAAUGCCCCUUAUGAUGACAAGCACACCUACCAUAUUAAGAUCACGAACGCUGGUGGUCGUCGCAUUGGUUGGGCUAUAAAAACAACCAAUAUGCGUCGCUUGGGAGUUGACCCGCCAUGUGGAGUGCUGGAUCCAAAGGAAAAUGUUUUAAUGGCGGUUUCUUGUGAUACGUUCAACCCAGCUACGGAGGAUAUCAACAACGAUCGUAUCACGAUCGAAUGGACCAAUACCCCAGAUGGCGCUGCCAAGCAGUUCCGCCGAGAAUGGUUCCAGGGCGACGGCAUGGUUCGUCGUAAGAACCUCCCGAUAGAAUAUAAUCUUUGA